This is a messenger RNA of Striga asiatica, 726 nucleotides long. The record is from the annotation of a GenBank genome assembly. NCBI's taxonomy places the organism in Eukaryota, Viridiplantae, Streptophyta, Magnoliopsida, Lamiales, Orobanchaceae.
AUGACUAAGGUGCAGUUUGGGAAGGCUGUGAAACAAAUAAGGACAGACAAUGGCACAGAGUUUGUGAACAAGGAAAUGCUAGGUUAUUACAGGACAAUGGCUAAGUUGAGAAGAGAUCUUUGGCCCUAUACUUUGUUAGCAACAGUACAUAUCAUAAAGUCCUUGCCUACUGAAGUUUUGCAUUGGAAAACUCCUUAUGAAAUGUUGCAUGGAGAAGCACAUAGUUAUGACAGAUUUAAGGUUUUUGGCAGUUUGUGUUAUGCGAAGAGGAACAUACCUCACAGGAGGAAAUUUGACCCAAGAGCUUCACCUUGUGUUUAUCUGGGUUAUGUCAAUGGUGUCAAGGGUUUUAGGGUACUAGAUCUUGAUAGUAAUGAAGUCUUUAUCUCAAGAGAUGUCAUAUUUCAUGAGACAGAAUUUCCCUUUCAAGCGCACAGUACAAAGGAUCAAUCUAUUCCACUACCAGUUGUGCAUGACACAUUGUCAGAAUAUGAAGAAGAUGAACUUACUGAUUCAAAUGCACCUUCUAAGGUAGAUUCUUCUCCUCUUCAACCUGUGAGAAUCACUAGAAAGAAGCAGCCACCAGCUUGGUUGUCAGACUAUGUGACAGACUUGGUGAUUGUUGAUGACACAUUUGUCAAGGAUGCUCAUUCUUUUAUGACUGAAAUUGAGAAAUCAGAAAAUGAACCAUUGUUUUAUGAACAGGCUGUUCAACAUGAGAAAUAG